UAUAGCUGAUUUUUUUCUCCCUAUAUUUUUCAAUAAUUAUAUUAUAAUACUUACUGAUUAUCACCGUCACGUCGGUUUUUGUGAAUUUUUUGCAUUAUUUUUUAUUUUAGAUUCUCCAUAGAAGACUUGGGGAAAAAUUAUUGCGGAAAUCCGACCGAUUUCCCACCGGUCAAGCGCGCAGCCGGCCGUCGUUCGUGCGCCUUUCGGAUCCGCCGAUCGCCGCCGCCGUCGCAGUCGUGGUCGCCCGGUGUCGUUGUGUCUGUUGCAGCAGCCGAUGGCGAUAAACUUUUAUGGGAAACACAAAAUGGCCGGUGUCAACGAGUGUUUUUCAAUCGGCAGCGUCGUCAUGUGCACCAACUGCUUCGACGAGGAGAUCGAAGGCGAAGUGCUCGGUUUCGAGCCCAACACGAAAAUGCUGAUUUUGAAAUGUCCAUCAACUACGAAUAAUCCAAUGUUGAACGACAUCAAUAUAGUUAACUUAGCUUUUGCCAAAGACGUGCAAGUCAAGAAGGAAUCUAAUUUCAAUCCUCCACCUUUGCCUUCAUUAAAUUUAAAUAGGUUGAAUAAUAGGGUAAAAACCCAAAUUCAAGACAAGAAACGUCAGAUAUCGGCUAUGUCUGCAAAUGUUUCUCCAGAGGCUCAAAAGCUGUAUCUGACUAUAACUAAAACGAUUCCAGAAGUAUCUUGGCAAGGACAGAAUAUUGUCGUCUACGAUCAUGUAAUAAUAAGCCCACCGUAUAAACCUGAAAACGUCAAAGGAACUGGAAAUCAAGAAGACAAAGCGAUUGUGUACAUAAAAAAUAUUGUGGAAAAACAUGUAAAAGACAAUGCAUCUGUUCAACAACUACCGGCCACACCAACAACACAUCGAAGUAAGUCGACGGCUCCAGCUUCGCAAUCUCAAUGAAGUAAUGUUCAAAAAAAAAAAAAAAUGAGAUAAAAGAGUUGAAGUGAAAUUAAUAUAUAAUUUAUUAAGUCAAAAAUUAUAACAGAGGAAGAACACCUGUGUAGAGAUGUUUAUUAUCACUAUGUCAGCAAUAUAUUCAUCGGAUAUACUUUGUUUUUCUUUAUAUAUAAAUUUUAAAAACAAAAUUAUAUUCGUUUAAAAUGUAAA
This is a messenger RNA of Adelges cooleyi (spruce gall adelgid), 1114 nucleotides long. RefSeq names its product protein LSM12 homolog A (gene Lsm12a). The coding region runs from base 275 to 907 and encodes 210 amino acids. The transcript has 5 exons. NCBI's taxonomy places the organism in Eukaryota, Metazoa, Arthropoda, Insecta, Hemiptera, Adelgidae. The record is from RefSeq and is a predicted model, not a curated record.